Mus caroli (Ryukyu mouse) is the source of this 723-nucleotide messenger RNA. RefSeq names its product mitochondrial ribosomal protein L50 (gene Mrpl50). Lineage: Eukaryota; Metazoa; Chordata; Mammalia; Rodentia; Muridae. Gene Ontology annotation, cellular component: mitochondrion; mitochondrial large ribosomal subunit. The record is from RefSeq and is a predicted model, not a curated record.
GGCGCUCCUGGGUUGCUGGUCGAGAAUGGCGGCGCUGGUCGUGUCUCGGUUUACAAGAAGAGGCUGGCUGUGUAAGCUUCCCUUGGCAACACGUAGAGAAUUUUGGUCUCGAUCCAGGAAGGAGAAGGAGCCAGUUGUGGCAGAGACAGUGGAAGAAGUGAAAAAAGAACCUGUUUUGGUGUGUCCACCCUUACGAAGCCGAGCGUACACACCACCCAGUGAUCUCCAGAGUCGCUUGGAAUCUCAUAUUAAAGAAGUUUUGGGCUCAUCGCUUCCUAAUAAUUGGCAAGAUAUCUCCCUGGAUGAUGGACAUAUGAAAUUCAGACUCUUAGCAGACUUAGCUGAUGACUUAGGCCAUGCGGUCCCUAACUCCAGGCUUCACCAAAUGUGCAGGGUCAGAGAUGUUCUUGAUUUCUAUAAUGUUCCUGUUCAAGACAAAUCUAAAUUUGAUGAACUUGUUGCUAGUAAUUUACCACCCAAUUUGAAAAUCAGUUGGAGUUACUGAGCAGUCUGGUCAGAGACCACGUUGGGGGUCAUUCAUUCUUAUUCUCACUAGCAUGACUGAUUUUUUGAGAUGUUACCUACCAGAACUUUUCUCAAAACUUCUUUUUUGUAUACUUUUUUUGCUCCUUGUAGAACAGCACAUCUUCCCCCACACCCCAAGGAGAAUCAACAUUUGCUAAAGCUAUUUUUCCCCCAAUAAAAUCAAGUCUUGAUAACUUA